This is a messenger RNA of Prunus avium (sweet cherry), 2527 nucleotides long. RefSeq names its product polyketide cyclase/dehydrase/lipid transporter. Gene Ontology annotation, biological process: regulation of photosynthesis, light reaction. The record is from RefSeq and is a predicted model, not a curated record. NCBI's taxonomy places the organism in Eukaryota, Viridiplantae, Streptophyta, Magnoliopsida, Rosales, Rosaceae.
AAGAAAACUGGUGGUUACCAAUUAACGGUCGAAAUUCCAAAAACACUUCCAGUCUUCAUCACUAUCUCUCACUCUCUGGCUCUUCAGUCACAAACCCACUUCCUCUCACACCUCCAUGAUCACCUGCAAAGCUUCAAAGUUCAACCAUGGAGCUCCCUCUCCACUCUACACUUCCAAAAGAGGCCUUAAACAUGCACAAUUUUACAGGACAUGCCACACUCCGCACAACAAGAAGUGCAUGGUCUUUUCUUCCUUAGCAGAUGGACCCAGAUGGAAUCAGUACCGCCAUUUCACAGGCAACAACAAUAAGAAUGGCAGCAGCACUGUUUACAAGAAACCCAGAAACUCAGAAGAGGCAGAGGAAGAAGGAGAGAGAAAGGUCCAUUGUGAAGUGGACAUGAUUUCAUGGAGGGAGCGCCGAAUCAAGGCCGAAAUUUCGGUGAAUGCCGAUAUCGAUUCGGUUUGGAACGCUCUCACUGAUUAUGAGCGUCUCGCUGACUUCAUUCCCAAUCUUGUUUCCAGUGGGAGAAUUCCAUGUCCACAUCCAGGGCGUAUAUGGUUGGAGCAGAGAGGGUUGGAGAGGGCACUGUAUUGGCAUAUUGAAGCUCGGGUUGUUUUGGACCUUCAAGAAUUUCCUAACUUAAGUGAUAAUGAUCGUGAGCUCCACUUUUCCAUGGUUGAUGGGGACUUCAAGAAGUUUGAAGGCAAAUGGUCUGUUAGAUGCGGGACAAGGUCAUCAUCAGCAAUUUUAUCAUAUGAACUUAAUGUGAUACCACGAUUCAACUUCCCAGCCAUUUUCUUGGAGAGAAUAAUCAGAUCAGAUCUUCCUGUGAAUCUUCGUGCCUUGGCCUGUAGAUCUGAAAAGACUUUUUUAGGGGAUCAGAAGAUAACAAUAACAGAAAGUUCCCUGCCUAGCACAUUCAUGGCUGUUACUAGUUCACCCCCCAAAAACAUCGAUGGUUCUUUGUGUGAAAAGGAUUAUCCACUUAAUGAGUUUAAAGAAAAUGUUGCUGGCUCUAAUUCUGGUUCAUUGCCCCCAUCUUCUACUGAGUUGAACAGUAACUGGGGUGUUUUUGGAAAAGUAUGCAGACUUGAUAGGCCUUGCUUGGUGGAUGAGGUUCAUCUUCGUAGAUUUGAUGGUCUAUUGGAAAAUGGAGGUGUUCAUCGCUGUGUUGUUGCUAGCAUAACAGUAAAAGCUCCUGUUCGUGAAGUAUGGAAUGUUUUGACAGCUUAUGAAAGUCUUCCUGAGAUAGUCCCAAAUUUGGCAAUCAGUAGGAUAUUGUCAAGGGAAAACAACAAAGUCCGCAUUCUUCAGGAAGGAUGCAAGGGCUUACUUUAUAUGGUGCUUCAUGCGCGUGUUGUCCUAGACUUGUGUGAACAGCUUGAACAGGAGAUAAGUUUUGAACAGGUUGAAGGGGACUUUGACUCAUUUAGAGGUAAAUGGGUUUUUGAGCAGCUAGGAAGUCAUCACACACUGUUAAGGUACUCUGUGGAAUCGAAAAUGCGCAAGGAUACUUUUCUUUCUGAAGCCAUCAUGGAAGAGGUUAUAUAUGAAGAUCUCCCUUCAAAUUUAUGUACCAUACGAGAUUAUGUAGAAAAGAGGGAGGUGGCACACUCAAUGAAAGCAUGCGAUGAAAGUAUAUAUAGGGAGGAACAAACCGCUUCAUCUAGCACAGACCGUGAUGAUGAAAAUUGUAUAACAGUUGAUCGGCUUUCUGAUACCAAUGCUCCAAGUUCAUCUAGGCAAAGGCCGAGAGUACCAGGCUUGCAGAGGGAUAUUGAAGUGUUGAAAAGUGAGCUCCUGAAAUUUAUUUCAGAGCAUGGGCAGGAAGGAUUUAUGCCCAUGAGAAAGCAACUUCGUUUACAUGGAAGGGUAGAUAUUGAGAAAGCAAUCACACACAUGGGUGGAUUCCGGAGGAUUGCAACAUUGAUGAACCUCUCUCUUGCUUAUAAACAUCGAAAACCAAAGGGCUAUUGGGACAACCUUGAUAAUUUGCAGGAAGAGAUUAAUCGAUUUCAGAGGAGCUGGGGAAUGGACCCUUCAUUCAUGCCCAGUAGAAAGUCAUUUGAGCGUGCAGGGCGCUACGACAUUGCUCGUGCAUUAGAAAAGUGGGGAGGCCUUCAUGAGGUUUCACGUCUACUGUCGCUCAAGGUGCGGCACCCUAAUCGACAGCCGAACCUUGCCAGGGAUGUAAAACUUGAUUAUGUGGUAUCAACUGAUGUAGAGGGAGAGAAGGUGGCACCAUAUAAUCCCUAUGUAUCUCAAGAUACACAAAAGUGGAUCUCAGAACUAAAACAUUUGGAUAUUAAUUGGGUUGAAUAGAAAAGCAUUUCAUUUUUCUGUCUCUCUUGUUCACAAAACCUUUGAUUUGUCAUUCAUCAGAUGAAAGAAUGUAGAUCCUCCAGUAUUCAGUGGAUGAGUCAACUGAGCAUGUUCUUUCUAUUCAUCCUGGACUUUACCAGUAAAGUUCUAGUUUCACCGAGAGCAGGAUAUUCAUGCAUCUGUUGGGCACAAAUUCUGCAGAAA